AUGGGGUGCUUAACGCCAUGAUUACCACAAAUACAAAGAGUAGUGCUUUGAUAUUGAUAUGAAUCGUGAAUGUGUCAUAUUACUAUACAUAUUUAUAUUUGUAGUGAAUUACGUCAUGUUAUAUUAAUAUUAUGAUCUGUCUUGUUGGCCACUUACUGUAGUGCAAUAAAUUCAAUAAUUAACUUUUUAAUAUUAUUUUUAGGCGGGCGUUAGUAAUAGAUUAAUUAUAAUAAUUACCCCUUACCGGGUAUUAUUAAUAUAGCCUACGGCUUAUUCUUAACUUAUAGUAUAGUAAUAAAUUAUUUCUAAUGAAAGUGAAAUACAUAAAAAAAUUCCUAGUAACCUGAUGGAGCUACAUUUAUAGUAUUUUAAAAGUAAAUUACUGUCUUUUUGUUUGAAUACAUUGACCAUUUCAUUUAAUUUUAACAAUACCAAUAAAGUAGAUUUCAUUACAUGUCUCAUGUCAUGAAUCUUUUGUCAUGAUUUUGUUUGUCACUAAAGGCGCCAUUUUGGUAAAUCUUCAAAGAUGCUUAUAAAAGUUGCCAUGUGCAUGUAUCUGGAUUUAAAUACAGUCAUACCUCGCCACAUCAUGCUUCGAUUUUUGCUUCUUCACUCUAUCGCGGAAGCGAUGAGGUGUUCAUGGCCUUAUAAUAUUUUUGUUUAGGAAGGUGAGGACAUCGACACAGUCACAGCGGGUACCCAGUGGACCGGAAUCAGUUUUAUGUGGAACUUAUGGGCAGAUUUAUGGAACUUCUGGGUAGAUUUCUGUAAAUAAUGCACGUAAUGCUGCAUAUCCUUUGCGGUGUAUGUCUGCUGCGGUGACCAGCCAACUGAACGCAGGACAAGAAAUCCCAUGACAACUGAAAGUAAGACAUCCAAAAACAGGAUAAGUGAACCAACGGAUAAGUGAAAAUGUAGGCAACUGAACCCAUGAACAACUGAACACAAAAUAAAAAUAUAUGCUCAUGCACCUAAGCAUGAGGGGCUCCACAACUUUAAGGGGUGCCGUGACCCAAUUUGACAUCCCUAGGUUUCCAAAGAUGGCUGAUCUAAUUCUAGAAUAUGUAUGGCUGCAUGUGGCCAGGCCCCAGGUUGGCCACCCUUGGCAUAGUGUACAGUCUAGUAAGAAGGGGAAAGUGCAUAAAUCAAGGAUAAGUUACCCGGUAUUCAAACAUGUUGUGCAUCAUUAAAAGAUUACUGUACGGGUUAACUGUAACAAAACAUUUUAACAUAUGGAACUGGAACAUAGUAAUCAAAGUAUGCUGUUUCUUUCCAUAAAGGACUGGGUCUGCAUAGAAAAAGGUGUUCUUGCUUUUGAAUAUUUGAUGUGGUUAUUCGUGAGUUGUAAAAAACAAAGUUAAUGACUACAAAAUAAUUUUUUUACAAAAGAUUAAGUAGGCCUACAUGUCAUAUCCAGGCAUAAAAAAAUUACACAACUAAAAAUACCGGUAUGGUAUAUAUCAUUCAUCAGAAUUGGUAUCAGAAUAAUAUGGGGUGUUCAAAAUAAUGCAACCGAGACACAAUCGUUCUCCAUGUAACCAAAAAAAAUUUUGAUUUUUGGACAACCAUGGCGCCAAAACAAUUUUAAAUGCCCUAGUUUUAAAUUUGUAAAAAUUUUCAACUUUGAAGUUCUAAUUGAAGUUUAAUGGACCUGUAAAGUUCAAAAUAACAGGAUUUUCACUGAUAACGCACUCAUCAAGUAUAUGUAUGUCAUAAAAUAUAUUGUCUUGGGCUUUACAUUUUGCAUUAUGGGGAUGGGAGGAAAGGCUACAACCAACAACCUUCAGUGUUUACUUGCGGUAAGAGCCACAAGGAUUACCACUCUGUGAUCAGACUCCUGAUGUAGACAUGUGCUGUACAAAAAAAACAUACAUCAAAACAAUUGGUAUAAAUUAAGAAAAUGAAAUAGAAUAAAAAGAAUAAAAAUUCAAUGUAAGUUGUAAGUCUUAGCUCACGUAUUAUAAGCUUGGUCUAUAAUUCCAACAAUUUGCGAUUAAUAAUACUUCUUACUUCUCAAAAUAAAAGUAAAAUAAAAAUAGCUUGGCCUAACCCAUAUUUAUAUACCAGUACAACAGGUAGUUACUUUUUUCUAUUUGGAGGAACCAGUCUUUAGGGUGGUCCAAACAUAAUGUCUCCCUCUGCUUACAUGUGCACAAUUUUUUGAAUAUGGGAAGAGAAUUACAUUUGCAAUUGAUAUACUUAGAUAAAGGUCCUAUUUAUUAUUUGGACCCCGAAGUCUAGUCAUCAGUAUACUUAUUACUAGGCCUUCAAAUAAAGUCAAGUUAAUAACUUAAUACAAUACUUAACUUAUUAUUUGCUCCUCAGAGUGAUAUGUACUGUUGUUAAAAUCAAGUACUGGUAGGCAUCAAAUUAAAAAUUUUAAAUCAAAAAGAGGUUGAAACUACAAGAUUAAAAUUGACUAUGGCUAACAAGGCUUCACCUGUAAUAAAAAGGCUAGAUGAAGUUGUGGUCAACAGAAUUGCUGCAGGGGAAGUAAUUCAAAGACCAGCAAAUGCUUUGAAGGAGAUGCUAGAAAACUGGUAUGUAGAGACAGGUUUUACUAGACUUAGGUACCAUAUCUGUAAUAAUUUGUUAGCAACAAGAUUUCAGCUAUAUUUGAUGUGCCAUUUCAAACAAUAGCCCCUGUCAAAUUAUUUAGUGACAGAACUGUUUAAACAUGUGUGUUUGUGCAGUUGUAUUUUUGCUUCAAUGGAACUACCACUGUAACAAAUGUAUUUUACAUCUACUCUUUUCAGUUUAGACGCAGGAGCCACCAACAUUCAAAUCACAGUGAAACAAGGGGGACUGAAAAUGUUACAAAUUCAAGACAAUGGGUGUGGAAUCAGAGUAGGUUUUCCAUGUGUCAGUUCUCCUUAGUUAAAUACAGAGGAAUAAAAUGUGUAUUUUUCUUCAUGUGUGAGUGUGUAACCUACUCCUAUUGUAAGACAAGAAACAAAGUCUUAUACUUACAUUGCUCAAAUGUUUCACUUGAAAAAGGCCUACAGUUCGUAUGUUUAAAACCUUUUUCUUUUAUCUGGAAAUUUAACUUAUACUAUUUUUUGUCUCUUUUAAAUAAAACAGAAAGAAGAUAUGGAGAUUGUGUGUGAAAGAUUUACUACUAGUAAACUUCGGCAGUUUGAAGAUCUUAAUAGCAUUAAUACUUAUGGAUUCAGGGGCGAAGCUCUAGCAAGUAUUAGUCAUGUAGCACAUCUAACUAUUACAACCAGAACAGCUUCUUCCAAAUGUGCCUUUAGGUAAAUUUAUGUCACACAAUUUUAAUAAUAAAUGUUAACUACUUUGCAACACCAAAUAUCUAAACUGUCUUUGAGCUGGAAUUUAAUGUAUUACCAUUGUUUAGAAUAAACUUCUGCUGAUUGCCUGGUAGAAUAAUGGUCUGAACAAGAAAUGGAAACAGUCUUUUAAGCAAAUUAUACAAUUUAUUUAAAAUUUGAUACAUUUCUUUUUCUUAAUUCCUGUCUGAAAAUUUACUUUUUUGUACCGGUACUCGGAAAAAGAUAUGCUAAAGAUUCUAGUGAUUUUAGCACAUUAUCACCAUUUGAGAAUAAGUGUUGAAAGAAUUUGUUUGAGGUUUUCUUCUUUAAAAUUACUUUUAUUGUCUUCAGGGGUGUAUACUCUGAUGGUAAACUGAAAGAGCCAGUAAAACCAUGUGCAGGAAACUUGGGAACACAAAUAACUGUAUGUAAUAUGCCAUGAUUGCCUUGAUCUUUAAUUUAUAAAAAAGUUUAAAUAAGAUUGAUCUUAUAAAGCUAUUGCAAAAGUUUAUAAUAUUAAUAAUAAGCAUUACUUUUAACCCCAACAACAAGCUUAUAAUUAUGUUUGUUAGGUUUUUAUUUUAAUAAUUUAAUUGAGCACCGUAAGUGUUUACUUUUGCCAUGACACUGUAGGAACAUAUUUAUUAUUGUUAAGGAGAUUUUCAAAUUGUUAUAUAUAUUAAAAUAAUUAAAGAUAUGAAAAUACUUCACUUAUUUUGAAGGUAGAGGAUUUAUUUUACAAUAUAUCCACAAGGCGCAAAGCAUUGCGAAGUCCAGCAGAAGAACAUGCUAAAGUAGUGGAUGUUGUAAGCAAGUUAGUAAAUUAUUGCUUGAAAGACAAAUUAAAAAUUUUUAACAAUGUUUACUACCCCAACUUCUCAGGAAUAGAAAUACAUUGACAUUAAAUAAUUUAAGAAUCAUGUUGAAUUUUAAAGAAACUGAAUGAAGUUUUAAUACUCAGAAAAUAAUAAUAAUAUUUUUAAAAAAUUAAUUUUUAACAUGAACAAGUAAUUUUUAACCCUCAAACUGGGGUCGGCUGACAAAAUCGGCUGAUAUUCUCGUUCUGUGCUGUGGCGGCCGAAAAAAUUGGCCCAUAAAAAACACAGUCCGAUAGCAACUUCCAAUCCAAUAUUUAACCGAAAUCAUAGCCACUUACUUUUAUUAAUCAUAAAUCAACUUCAGGGUCAAGCUGUUUCUUGAUAACUUAACAAUAAGUACUUUUUAAUCAGAAUUUUAUAUCACUGUUUUUUUUAAAUUUUAAUCAAAACCUUAGCAAACUAUACAUUUUCUGAAGGAUAAAUAAAUUAGCUACAACAUUUAGAUUUGUGUUUUAAGUGUAUCUAUAAAAAUUAAUGAUGUUAUGAGCACUUGAGAGCAAGACAUUUUGUCGAUUUUUAUUUUUUUGAGCACUCCAAUGUCAAGGACACUGAGCAAAAAAUUAUUUACCGGUUGGGCAAUAUAGCCAACUUUAUCUCCAUCCAUUUACCUUUCUAAAAAUAUAUGACUAUUGGGGUCUUGGAUCAAUAUUUCUAUGUCAUGUAAUGCAAUUUCAAAAGGCUCUCAAAAAUCUCUGAAAAGCUCCACACCACAGAAUGAUGCAUGCCACAGUUCGAGGGUUAAAUGAAAGUUUAAGCUUUAAUUUUUAAAAACUAUUCCGAAAAAAAAAAAAUCACGUCUAAUCAGCCUCAUUGAAGUUUUAAGAAAGCUGUCAUGCCAGCUGAAUGGACUCAUUUAAAUCAUUUCUCAAAUCUUGUUAUGAUAUCUCUUAAUUUCAGAUAUGCAAUUCAUAACAGUCAAGUGGCAUUUACAUUAAAAAAGGUAGACCUAUUUUUAGCAUUUAAUUCCAUUUCCACCCAGUCAUAGUUAUGUACCGGUAUCAGAUUAAAAAUAUCUAAAGAUUUUAUUCUUAUAAAUAAUUGUUCUGCUUUAUUCUUCACAAUGGUAUUUGGCAAUGUUCCUUUUAAUUAUUUUGGGUUAUUUGUGAAAUAAAUUCAGAAUUUUCAAAAAUGAAAUGAAGCAAAAUCUAUGGAUAUUCAAAUAUCAAAAUAAAUAAUAUUGCACCUUAUUUCUUUAUACAAGUCUUAAUAACUUAAUUUUUUUAUCAAAGUGACGUUUGAUGCACUGAUCUCUUUUUUUUUUUUUUUUUUUAAAAAAAAAAAAAAAAAAAAAAAAAAAUUUUUUGGUUAAAUUUUAAGAUUAAAUUUUGCUUAAUUCAAAAAUUCAUAUAACUUUUUGGGUGCUAUAAAUAGUUUGCUGUGUUUACAGGUGAUAUGGUAAAGCUCAUUUUAUUUUUAUUGAAUGCUUAGCCCCUAUUAAAUUUUUUUUUUUUUUUUUUUUUUUUUUUUUUUUUUACAUUAUUGGUUAAAUUUUAAGACUAAAUCUUGCUUAAUUCAAAAAUGCAUAUAACUUUAUGGGUGCUAUAAAUAGUGUGCUGUGUUUACAGGUGAUAUGGUAAAGCUCAUUUUAUCUUUACUGAAUGCUUAGCCCCUAUUAAAUUUUAUUUUUGCGUAAUUUCUAUCGUUGUAACCAGUAAAUAUAUCAUAACACAUAACAUUAUUUUUAAAAACAGCAAGGAGAUAGCAUUGCUGAUGUCAGGACCCCUCCAGCAUCAACAUAUGUUGAUAAUAUACGUGCAAUUUAUGGUGUAGCUGUCAGUAGGUGAGUCUGGUAAAAUUCAUAUUUACAUAGCUCAUUUUAAUGAUUAUGGCUCCAAUAUUCUUUAAAAACUCAUCAAAAUUAAAAUACUUAAAUAUUUAACUUCUUUGCAUAAAAAGUAUAUAAAUUAAUUUAAAUGUCAUUAUGAAAUGCCUAAUUUUAAAACUUUUUUGACAAUGCUGUUCAUUAUCUGACUUUAAAAGAUUGCAACAGAUUUUUAUAACAAUUUUUGUAGAGAACUACUAGAAGUGAAUCAUGAAGAUUCUAAAUUGGGUUUCACAAUGCACGCCUUCAUUAGUAAUGCAAAUUAUUCGAUAAAGAAAUCAUCAUUUUUGCUGUUCAUCAAUCGUAAGUAAAAAAAAAUAAUUUUUUUUAAAAUUAUGUAAUUUUAUUAAUGACUGGUACCAUAAUAUUAUUCUUGUUUUUUUCUGUCACUGCUGUAUGCUUUAUCAAUUUAAAUGAUUUAAACAGUUCUAAUAACCUCAUUUACCUUAAAUUCUAAAUAUUUUUAUUAUAAAUAAAAUUGUCUUAGGAGAGCCCAGAUAACCGAUUUUAAUAUGGUAAAUAAAAUUAUAAAUAAAACCACAUUUUUAUUAAUUAUUUGCAUUUUGGUUUUCAAUAAUCAUAAUAAUACCUGAAUUUUUAUAAUACAGGACAUUUUUAUUUUAGAUAGACUUGUUGACUCAUCUGCCAUUCGGAAAGCUUUAGACACAGUGUAUCAAGCAUAUUUACCUAAAGGAUCACACCCUUUUAUUUAUCUAAGGUAACACAUUAAUGAAGUGUCAGUAUAUAUUCAGCUUUAACUGGACAGCUCUUAAAUGAUUUUUUUCAAAAAGCCUUCAGCUGAAUAUUAUUUAUCUUUUCAAAAGUUUAAUGUUUUAUUAGCUCAUCUGAAUUAUACCAUCACACAUGUAACAGCUAAAAAAUGACAAUAAUAUAUUGUUUCGUAAUUUAGUAUUAACAUAAAGUUUGAUAUUGAAAUGUCAUGCGCUGAAGAGGGAGAGGAAGUGUGAUUUUUGAACAUGGUCAAGGAGGAUGAAAUUGAAUUAAUGAAUGUGUUUGCGCUUACAAAGAAAUAUCUCAUAGCAUCGGACUAUAUAUCGUCCAAUUGAGUGUAUUAAGAAGUAAGUGAAGUUAACAAGAUGAUGAAAAUUAUGUUUACUCCAAUCUGGAGAUUUAUUUCUCAUAUUUGUGAAACGUAUUGUGUAAAUAAAAUAUAGUGAUGCAACCAUAUCGAAUUUACCUCAUGCGUUCAAUGAUUAUUGUAAUAAUUAUUAGAAAGCACUAAAUCACCACUAAGGUGCUGGAUACACAUAUACAGAUGUAAAUGAUAAGUAAAUAAAGAAGAGCGUUCAACAUUAUACAAUAACACAACACUAUAUUAAAGUCUUAAUCUCUGAAUGACUAUUUUCAGUUUAGAAAUUACGCCACAAAAUGUUGAUGUGAAUGUCCACCCUACAAAACAUGAAGUACAUUUCCUGCAUGAAGAUGCAAUUAUUGCUUCUAUUCAAACUGCAGUGGAAGCAAAACUCCUAGGUUCAAAUUCAUCCAGAACAUUUUUUACACAGGUUAGUUUUCUAUGAUGAUGUUUUUAACUUUAUCACUGAAGAUCAUAGGGUGGGAACUAAUUUGCAUGAAAGGAGUGGGUAUGUAGCCCGAUUCUGGAAAUGGGGAUUUUAUGAGAUUUGGGGCAGGAAAAGCUAUUGUUUACUGAUAGGAUGUUAGGAGCCUUAUUUUGAUGUUUGUACUUCUCCUCAUCUACCUCUCGGUGAGACUUGAUUGGCUGUGUGAGAGGUUUCAUUAAGGAUCUUUGAUCCUCCCUCUGAAGACAGCAAUUCUUUCUUCUAGGUUAGCUAAUGCCAGGUGAUGCUUGAGCAGGUCAUUGUAAUGCUUUCUAGGAGCUCCUAUUUUACACUUUAUAUUUUUAUAUAAUUUAUUUAAAUUUCAGUAAAAUAGCAUAAAAGAAAUUCUUUAUUAGAUUAAUUUGAAAAUUUAAUGGUUAUUAAUUUUAUUUCCAAGGCAAUGUUGCCAGGGCCAGCUCCUGAUGAACAAAAAAGUAAACAAGAUAAUGCUAAUGGUAGGAAGCCAACCUAUUCUCAUCAUGUCCCAUAGCCUGAAUAACUGAUGCAACUUAAAUUUUUUAAAAGUGUGCUUUAAACUAAAAUAUUUGCAUCUAUCAUGAUUUUAAAAAUAAUUUUCUCUGUAUUUAAUAUAAUUAGAAGAAAUAAUUUUUCAACAGAUGCAAAAACAGUUAGAGCACAAGAAAUGGUACGGACUGAUAACAAAGAACAAAAACUUGAUGCAUUUCUGGGAAAGCCUGUGUCAAGUAACUCAACUAAAACUUCAGUCAAUAAGUAUGAUUCAAUGUUACUGUUUGUAUCACUUAUGUUGCCAACUUAGUUUUAUUAUAAGGCCUUUAACAUAAUCUUUUAAAAAAUACUAAAGACAAUAAUGAAUACAACUCUACAGAAUGUAGUGCGGCUUAUGCAACACUACAUGAAAGGGCAUUAUAAUUCUUAGAAAAAGUACUCCAAUAACUUAAUCAAGGUUUGAAUACCUGAAUCUCGAUCUUGAAUGUUAACAGUUUUUUUAAAAAUUUAACUAAACUGCAUAUUUUAUUCAAAUGCAGGCAGGAUGAAGAGCCUACCCCAGAUUCAUCAUCUGUAAAAAACAAUGACCAAAUCACCCAGCCCAAAGUAAAAAGAAGAGAAAUACAUUUGAAUAGUGUUUUGCAGUUACGACAGAAUGUUAAAGAUAAUGCCAGCGACAGUAAGCCAUCGUAACUUGCUUACAAUGAUUUCUGUAAUAAAUAUGUUGAAAUAAAAGUUCAAAUAAGUUACUUGUAAAUAAAUCUGAUUAAAAUUCAAUUAAAUCAUCUUCUUUUUUACUUAUAAGGUAUGCGUGAUAUCCUUCAAAAUCAUUCCUUUGUUGGGUGUGUUAGUGAAAGCCAUGCAUUGAUACAACAUAACACCAGGCUUUUCUUGGCUAACACAACAACCUUUAGGUAAGUAAAAUUCUGGAGAUAUUAUUGUUUGUAUAUGUAGAAGAACAAAAUUCUGCGACUAAGAUAUUAAUGUUAAAUAAAAAUUAAGCUAUUUGAAUUACAUUUAAAUAAAUAUUUGAACAAAAACAAAACAUUUUGCCUUUCAGCAAGUAUCUCUUCUAUCAGAUAAUGCUUCAAGAUUUUGGUAACUUUGGAGUUCUUCGCUUGUCGGUAAACAGACUUUUUGUAAACCUUAAAUGAAAAUAUUUGAUUGAAAGACUUUGGGUUCACAAUAUCAAUUCAUUAACUAUGCAACAAUUUCACCUCCAGUUUUCAAUUAUGAAAGCACAUUUGAGAUUGCUGAUAUUUUUUCUGAUAUUGUAAAAUCAUUUAACUAGUCCACUUCUAUUGUUCAUUAAGCAGUUGUUACUGGUUCGUAAGUACAGAAAGUUUAGACCUAUUUUGCUUUUAUCAAUUGUGUGUUUUAUUAAGGCUACACUAGUAGUUUUCACAUGAAAAUCAAAUGACUGAUGUAAGUACAUGCAAAGUACUGAGUUAAUUUAUUCAUAACCAUUUUAAUCACUACAUUUUUAUGAAUAUGGUUUUAUACCCAGUUUUAUUUAACUUAUUAGCAUUGCCAGACUGGGUCAAUCUGUCAAAUGUUGUGCUGCACUGACACUUUUUAGCAAACUUUCCAGUAUAUGAGAGCGUUGAAAUACUGCUGAAAACAUAUCUUGUGUAACAUUUUCAUAAUUAAUUUUUUAGCACUAAUCAGCAUAUUUGAAAUCAUUAUUACCAUCUUUCCAUAGUGAGGUAGGAAGACGCCUGUGUGCACCUUUUAUCAGUAGAUCAGAUCCAUUAAAAUAAGGGCAGUAACUCUAAAUAUCUAAUCAUAUAAUCACCAAGUAUAUGGGAAUCAUGCUAAUAAUGUGACUUUCAUGGGUUUGAUUCCCCUUCUGGUGGAUUUUAUUUUUCAAAUUAGUGACAUUUGCCUACUAAUACAAAUAGGAGUGGGCCAACUAAAAUUGACUUGGUCAGUAAAAUUUCUUGGACAAUUUCAGCAUCUAUUAAAGUCUUCGUACAUACUUCAAACUAUAAAAUAAAAGCAUGUACCCAAAUGUUUUAGUUUAGUACACACUACAAACUAUAAAAACAUGUACCCAAAUGUUUUAGUACAUACUACAAACUAUAAAAGGAUGCAUCCAAAAAAACAAAGUUGAAGUUGAUAUUGAAAACACAUUGCCUUUUGCAAUACUGAAAUUUAAUUUUUGCAGUUUUUUCAUUUUUACACUACAUGCCUAAAAUUAUCAUUGGUUUGAAAAGUCAUUAGUCUAAAAUUGAAACAAUUUAAUAUGAUCACUAGAUAAUGUAAUAAAUAACAAGAUUGAGUACUGGAUCUUAAACUUUUUUUCUCCAUAUUUCAUUUUUUUCUCAUUGAUAUUUGUUACAAAGAAUGGUUACUGAGACUGAAAUGGUAACAUUAGUUAACUGAAAGGAGGGGUGGGUUACCACACACCUCAGGAAAACUAUAAGACUCAUGUAGACUUUCAGGAUAUAAUUGACAGCCUACCUCUUUUCAGUUUCCUGGGCUAUAAUGGCUUUUUCACUUAAUUAAUUCAAACUACCAUACAACUAAAUGUCACUUAAUGGUUAUGUCUACAUUAUCACAUGUAGAGGAGAUCUAGUUAUGAAUAAUUGUGUUAAGCUGUUUUGUAUAUUCUGCCAAAAUAAAUUAGCUCAUAAAAAGCACUAGUCUCCCCUUAAGUGAGACAUUUGUCACAAUACUUCCAUUAAACAUUCAUUUUUUUUCCUUAUUUAUUAUCUCAAAAUUAAUACAAAUGAACAUGCAACUUUUUUUUUAAAUUCUGGGAAUUAAUUAUGAAAAAAGUUUUGAUAAUAUUAAUAAAGUGUAUGGAAAAUUAUUUUUUACCUAUUAUGGAAAAGCAUUUGACAACUAAUUUUUAUUUAUUAACUUAAGGAACCAGCUCCUAUUAAGGCAUUAAUUCUUCUGGCUUUGGACAGUCCAGCCUCAGGGUGGACUCCUUCACAUGGUCCUAAAGAGGAGAAUGCAGACUAUGUAGUGACAUUCCUUACAUCUAAAGCAGCAAUGCUACAGGAUUACUUUAGUCUUGAGAUUGAGGUAUGUUGCUUAAAAAAACAGACUUGAAUUUUGGUUACAUUAAAAAGCAAGUUUUUAGUGAUUAUUUGAGAGCUAAUAGUAAAAAGUGCCAACUUUUUUUUUUGUUGAGAUGCUAUGUGCUCUAUUGUGUGAAAUUUCAAAUUAUGUUAUAACAGCUUAUUUUAUUUUAGUAAUUCCUAUGGUUUUUAACAAGUUGAUCACCUUUAAUUACUGAGAAAAUGGCAUUGUUUAUCUGGUAGCACUACCAAUUGUUUCAUAAAAUUUUUAUUUUAUAUUUUUAAUUAUAAAUACAGGGUAACUAUAUAUUUCAAAACAAAUGCUUAAAAUAUAUUACAUUGAUAUAAAAUUAAAAUUAUCUGCCAUCUGAGCAAAUUUUUUAAAAUGUCUUUUUCAAAGAAUGGAAAUUUGCUGACUCUACCAAUGUUGUUAGAGAACUACAUCCCACCGUUUGAUGAAUUGCCAUUUUACAUCCUUCGUCUGGCUACUGAGGUGUGUAUUUUGUAAUAGGUAGCUGGUCUCUAAAAUUUAAUUAUUGACCCUAAAAGAAAUUUUUCUAAAGCUCCAACUCAUUACGCCACAUAGGUAAUCUUUUUCAAUUAUUAAAUAAUAAAAGAACCAAAUUGCUUCUUUUUUCUGAUAUAUUUUAUAUUUAAAUUAAAUAUGUUUUCAAUGUAAUUCGAUAUACAGUGAUCCCUUGACUAUCCUCCUGGGGGUUAGGUUCUAGAACACACAUAUACCACACCCCCCCCCCCCCACACCCCAACAGACAAAAAUCAGCAAAGCAGUGAUCUUAUAUUAAAUUUUUUUAUAUAUAUAUUUUAAGAAGUCUUUAUAAACCCUCCCUUUUAAAUUAAAUAUGUUUUCAAUAUAAUUCGAUAUACAGUGAUCCCUUGACUAUCCUCCUGGGGGUUAGGUUCUAGAACACACAUAUACCACACCCCCCCCCCCCACACCCCAACAGACAAAAAUCAGCAAAGCAGUGAUCUUAUAUUAAAUUUUUUUAUAUAUAUAUUUUAAGAAGUCUUUAUAAACCCUCCCCACACUCUUAAAGACCUUGUCAAUUUACCCACUCUGUACCACUUUGAGUUUCUGUGUAGGAUUCUCUCCCCUGUGUUUAUUCAUGGAGCAUUAGAUUUUUAAUAUUAAUAUGCAGACAUUUUUUCGAUUGAUGGCUUUUUUAAUGAAUAUUUCAUUGGGUGGUUAAUUAUAAUAUUUAAAAAACAAGAUUAAGGUACCGAGGCUAUUUUGUCUGCAUUUUAGGGAACCUGUAAUAAAGUGUAUUCAAUGAAAUUGUAAGAUUGUUUUUCAUUAUUUGAACAUUUAAUCUAGACUUUUAAUCAUUUUAUUCAAAAUAACGAUUUUCUCAGUACAGCACUGUGUAACUGUAGCACAUGAACACAUGGUUUUAGUAUUUACGUUUAAAGAUUUACUCUCAAGCUAGGGGGGACUAAAUUUAGGGGUAAAAUUAUGCUCAAGUUAGAGGGUAUUAACCUUUUUAACACUCUUUUUAAACACUUUCUUCACUUAUGUAAUUUUAACAACACAUAAAAUUUUAUUUGGGUACUCUUCAGUGAAUAUACUGAACCUUGAAUGAUGAAGCUGAUAAUGAAUUAAUAAUCUUUUAAUAUGGUUUAAUUGUUAUGUUAUAUGUUUUUAAUAUUGUUUUCAAUUUUCUAAGCCAAAACAUAAUUAUUUUACAGCAAAAACACACCAAAAAACCCAUAUAUAUAUAUACACUAUAUUCCCGCUACAUUGUGAAAAAUCAGCAAGACAAAUUUAGAUUUAUUCAAGGAAAAAUGCACUCUGCAGUGAGUAAGUGAAAGACAAGGGAUCACUGUAAUCUGCAUCCUAAGACAAUCAUUAGUAUCAUUUCUACAGCUUUUCUUCAUCUCUAUUAAACAUAGGUGAACUGGGAUUCAGAAAAGGAAUGUUUUCAUACCUUUUGUGAAGAAACUGCUCAGUUUUAUGCUAUGAAGAAAAGCUGCCUAAAAUCACCAGAUGAGAACAACGAACUGGUAAGAUUCCACUGGAACAAAAUCUCAUACAAAGUAAAAUAUUUAGAUAUGCAUAGUCAAAUAGUUUCAAUGUAACCUAUCUGUCUGCAACCAGUAAAAGCCAAAGGUUAGGAGAGAAAAUUCAUUGUUCAAACCUAAGUUCAGAAAAACCAUACUGAUCAUAAUUUUAAUGAUCUGCUAAACUCAGAUAUACCGAGUCAUCUUGGUGCAGCAGAUUAUACUAUUCACAGUGAUUCACACACAAAAAAACAGCAUAUUUAACAAAUAAGUAAGACUUAACCAUAACACCAAAUAUCUAUUUUUAUUUUUAAUUAAACUUUAGCAACCCCUAAAAACAAAGUUUUUUGUAUAAAUCCUUUCUAAAAUUUCAUAUCGAGCAAUGGGGUCGGGGUUGAAAAUUUGACAAAACAUGCAUAGAAGUAACGCAAUUUAUAAUAUAAGAAUCCAAAUUAGUGCUUCCACAACAGCACAUUUUUUUCAUGCACCUGAACUAUAUUAAUAUUCUAAAGACCCACCUGAAUUUAUACCGCAGAUUUAUUUCACCAGCUAUUUCAGAAAAUGAAAUAUUACGCACUAAAGGCACUUGCAAUAGUUUUUUAUAAAGAAUCUCAUUAAGUGCAGUUAUCUGGAAUUUUAUUUUGUGAAAUCAGUUGUAUAUUUCCUUAAUCUUCCCCAUGAAAAACAGGAAAAAAUGUUUUUGGGGGUUAGGGCUGAAAAUUUGAAAGAAUGUUUUAUCAUUGGCAACAAGUCCAUGUGCCAAGUUUAAGUACAAUAACUUAGAUGGAAAGUGGGUCAAUUAGCCAUCCGAAGAUUUUGCCUUCAACAAACAAAAGUGAAGUUAAUAUAAAGGAUUGAAAAAGAUUAUUGUAUUUAUUCAUAAUGGAAAUAGUUUUAUUGUAUUUAUUCAUAAUGGAUUUGCCAUUCAACAGCUGUCAGGGGAAAACAUGAAAGCCUGUCUUGGUGUCAAUAGUUCAAGUAACUCAAAUACUUCUGUAUGUAAUCUAAUCAUAUAAUGCACUGUUUCCAGGAAACCGAAGCUGAUAAAUCAAAAAUUAAACAUAACUGGACGUGGUCAGUGGAGCAUGUGAUUUACCCAGCAAUUAGACAAAUGCUCCUUCCACCUUCAUGUACAGAAAAUGACAGAACCAUGAUACAGUUGGCUAACUUACCAGACUUGUAUAAAGUGUUUGAACGUUGUUAAAAAAAGUAUGGUGUAAUGUGUUGAUGUAAGAUAGUAUUUCGUUUUCUGUUUUUUUUACUAAAAAAUUUAACUAAAAAGUGUAAUUAUUUGUUAUUAAUUAUUAGAAUUUUUGUGUGCACAAAUCUAAACAAUUGACUUACAAUAAUCUUGUGAAACUAAAAAUACCAUUUCAAAUACGGAAUAUGCUGUUUAAACUUUUUGAUCCUUAC
This is a messenger RNA of Lymnaea stagnalis (great pond snail), 14475 nucleotides long. Lineage: Eukaryota; Metazoa; Mollusca; Gastropoda; Lymnaeidae. The record is from the annotation of a GenBank genome assembly.